AUGGUGACUGGUACCCAUGCUGCUUGGGAUAAGUACAAAUCAACUAGGAAUAAGGUCAAUAUUGCCCUACGACAAGCUAAAACAGAUUAUUUUCGCACUAAAAUAUCAAAUCAAAAUAAUAAUCCAAAAGAAGCUUGGAAGACAAUCAAUAACUUACUCGGUCGUUCUCCAGGUAAUACCGUUGUUAAUGAAUUAAAGUUUAAUGAUACAAAAAUUACCUCACCUGAAGAAAUUGCCAAUGCUUUUAAUACAUAUUUUACUGACAUUGGCCCUAACUUAGCUAGUUCUAUUGAUGAUACUGACAUUACGUUUGAUCGUUUCGUCAAACCAGCUACAUCAAAAAUGACACGCUUUAAGUUAGUUUCACAUACUAAAGUAGUCAAGCUUCUAAAUGGUUUAUCCAAUUCGAAAGCAACUGGUCUUGAUAAAAUAUCUGGAAAGAUUUUAAAAACUGCAGCCCCUACUAUUGCCUUAUCACUCACACACAUCUUUAAUCAUGCUAUCAUAACAAGCUGUUUUACAUAUGAAUGGAAAGCUGCUAGACUUCUACCACUUCAUAACAAGGGUCCACGAGAUCUCGCAGAAAACUAUAGGCCAAUCUCAAUCUUACCUGCAAUAAGUAUAGGUAAUCACACGGGAAGGAGUGAUAUUUGAAAAAUGUGCCAAAUUGCACUCGCCUCGGCGGCUCGUGCAAUUUUGGCACAUUUUUCAAAUAUCACUCGUAGUGUUAAUCAUUAAUUGCACGACUUGCCCGUGUGAUUAUUUAUUUAUUAUAUGCAUGACAAAAUCGCUUUCUUUAUAUUUCAACUGCAUUUUGUCAAGAGUUUUUAAUACUUUUGUAAGCAAUUUGGUAACAAACCCGGGAAAUGAUUAUAAACUUAUAAAGGCACAUAACUUAAACUAGAACACAGGAUUCAAACUCAAACAACAUAUUUUAGACCAAGAAAUUCAAACUCAAACAACAUAUUUUAGACCAAGUAAUUUCAAACUUACAUGCAUAGUCACGUUUCGCUGCAUCCCGCCAAGAUUAUUUCUUAAGAAUGUUUCCAGGUAUUUUCCACAGGCUCUUUUUGCCAUACAAUGUUUCUUAAACUCAUUCUUGUGCCAAAAUUCAGUUAAAUUCGUCCACAUUUGUUCGAAAUACUUAUCUAAAUUUCGCCGCCAUAUUGGAUUUUGUUGUUUUGAUUUCCCGUUCCCCAGCCAUCACAAAAAUCAUUAAUUGCACUCCUGGAGAGUGCAAUUAAUGAAAUAAUUGCACUCCUCUUAACCAAUCAGAUUGCAGUAAUUUUGUCAUGUAUAUAAUAAAUAAAGUUAUGGAAAGAAUUAUGUAUGAUCAGAUAUAUGAAUACCUUAACGACAAUUCGAUCCUUUCUGAACACCAAUUUGGUUUCCGCAAAUCUCAUUCAACUGCUUCGGCUCUUUUGGAUUGCAUGAACAGUUGGUACGUUAAUAUGGACCGCAAAAUGUUUAAUCUGGUUGUAUUAUUGGAUUUAAAAAAGGCCUUUGAUACUGUAAACCAUGAUAUUUUGGUGCGAAAACUUGAGCUAUACGGUAUCAAUGGUAGUGCCUUAACCAUGAUACAAUCAUACUUGUCUGAUCGCAAACAGAAAUGUCAACUGGGAGACGUAAUGUCAUCUCAGCGGCAUGUGACAUGCGGUAUUCCACAGGGAUCCAUCCUUGGUCCACUUCUCUUCCUCUUAUAUAUAAAUGAUCUUCCAGAAUGUCUUCAUGAAGCUGCCCGUCGGCUAUUUGCCGGUGACACCAAUCUUACGGUAGCUG
Paramuricea clavata is the source of this 1779-nucleotide messenger RNA. NCBI's taxonomy places the organism in Eukaryota, Metazoa, Cnidaria, Anthozoa, Malacalcyonacea, Plexauridae. The record is from the annotation of a GenBank genome assembly.